CCAUCCAGCUCUCCCGCUCGUCUGUGCCCGAGGCGGCGGCGGCUGCCUAGUGACAGCGGCGGCGGCACCAGGCCAGCCGGAGCGGUGUAGGGUGGUGCGGCCCUGAAACGCAGACCCGGACAAAGGGCGGCGUGGCGCGAGGAAGACCCGACCCGGGUCGCGCGUGAGGGGACCUCGCGGGCGCGGGGCGAGAGUCCGGCGUGAGGGAGCGUCCAGGAGGUGGCCGCCGGCGGCUGGGUCCCGCCUGCCGCCGCCGCCGGCAUGAGCCACAUCCAGAUCCCUCCCGGGCUCACAGAGCUGCUGCAGGGCUACACCGUGGAGGUGUUGCGGCAGCAGCCGCCCGACCUUGUCGACUUCGCGGUGGACUACUUCACCCGCCUGCGCGAGGCCCGCUCCAGAGCCUCCACCCCGCCCGCCGCCCCUCCUUCCGGCUCCCAGGGUCUAGAGCCCGGCCCUGGCCUUGUCGCCGAUGCGAUCGCGGACAGCGAGUCGGAGGACGAAGAGGACUUGGACGUUCCAGUUCCUAACAGAUUUGAUCGGCGGCGAGUAUCAGUCUGUGCUGAGACCUAUAACCCUGAUGAGGAAGAGGAGGAUACUGAUCCAAGGGUGAUUCAUCCUAAAACUGAUCAACAGAGGUGCAGACUUCAGGAAGCUUGCAAAGAUAUUCUUCUUUUCAAAAAUCUUGAUCAGGAACAGCUUUCUCAAGUCCUCGAUGCCAUGUUUGAAAGGACAGUCAAAGUUGAUGAGCACGUCAUUGACCAAGGAGAUGAUGGGGACAACUUUUAUGUCAUUGAACGGGGAACCUAUGAUAUUUUAGUAACAAAAGAUAAUCAAACCCGCUGUGUUGGUCAGUAUGACAACCAUGGCAGUUUUGGAGAACUAGCUCUGAUGUACAACACCCCGAGAGCUGCUACCAUUGUCGCCACUUCAGAAGGCUCCCUUUGGGGACUGGACCGUGUGACGUUUAGAAGAAUCAUAGUGAAAAAUAAUGCAAAAAAGAGGAAGAUGUUUGAAUCAUUUAUUGAAUCUGUGCUGCUUCUUAAAUCACUAGAGGUGUCAGAACGAAUGAAGAUUGUGGAUGUAAUAGGAGAAAAGGUCUAUAAGGAUGGAGAGCGCAUAAUCACUCAGGGUGAAAAGGCUGAUAGUUUUUACAUUAUAGAGUCCGGCGAAGUGAGCAUCUUGAUUAAAAGCAAGACUAAAGCAAACAAGGAUGGUGGGAACCAAGAGGUCGAGAUUGCCCGCUGCCAUAAGGGGCAAUACUUUGGAGAGCUUGCACUGGUCACCAACAAACCCAGAGCUGCUUCGGCUUAUGCAGUGGGAGAUGUGAAAUGCUUAGUUAUGGAUGUACAAGCAUUUGAGAGGCUUCUGGGGCCCUGCAUGGACAUCAUGAAGAGGAACAUCUCACACUACAAGGAACAGCUGGUGAAGAUGUUCGGCUCCAGCAUGGAUCUGAUAGAUCCUGGGCAGUAGGUGUGCCACACCCCAGAGCCUUCUCAGUGUGACACCAAAACCUUCCAGUCAGCCACAGAACACAAACAGAAAAUGUGACAGAACCGUUCCUGCUGUUGCCACCACCACUGCCAUUGCUAUGGCUGUGGGCGUUUAGAAAACUUGGAAGUCAGCACUAAAGGAUGGGUAGAGGUUCAACCCACACCUCCACUUUGCUUCUGAAAGCCCAUUAUUAGACCACUUGUAAUGAUUACUCCAACCCAGUUUUCACAUCUUUGGUUCAAAAUGGCAUGUCUCUCCAAAAAUUUAAGUGCCUGAUACAAAGUCCAAAGUGUAAACAUCUUCCUUUCCUCUCUUGCUGCUAACUGUUGCUUUUAGAAGUUACCACAGGUUGGCACAAACCUGUUGUAUAACUGUAGACACCCUCCCCCAACCUUUUAUAGCCUUCCGUUUCCUCAUUUGUCCUUUGAGAAAGUCCACAACUGUAGCCUUUGGCUUUACCAUCAAAAAUGGUGGCAGAUGUGAUGGAGGUCUGUGGUCCUGUGGCAUUGUACUGUCUGCUGACAGUGGCACACAUGACAGCUGUCCCCAAACUCUCAGUGAUGCUUAGGGAGAGACCCUGCCCAGGGCCCAGCAGGUCAGCACCCCAAAGCACACUGAUCAGACAUCGGAACCCACGUUAGAGCAGAAAAUUUGAGUUUAGCACAUUUUACAGGUAGCAGAGAGCCAGGGAAGGUUUUCUGGGUUGGGGGCGGGGGUGUUUUAUUUUGUUUUAGUAGAUUUUGUUUUGUUUAAUCUCUGUGCAGUUUGCAUGAGUGAAUUGCUGUCCAUUUAUAAGGAGCUGGGGUCUGGGAGUGCCAUCACUGUAUCUGACCUAAAUACUUUCCUGGGCAACUCCUGCCCAUCUCUUAUUACCAGUUGCUCUUACUGAUGGCAGUGUGCUGGCAAAGAGAGACCUUUCCCUCUACUCCAGAGUUGUUAUGUAGCUUUGCUGUUGAACCAUCAAUUUUUAAACUCUUUAAAGAAGCAGCAGCUAUUUUUUUGGAAAAAAAAACCGAACUCUCUAUUUAGAGAAUUUCCCUGGACAUAUUCAUAUAUAUAUCAGUUUGUCAGCUGACUCAGGCAUUCAUCUUAAAGAUCAGCUCUUUUUGUUAGUUUUUAAAAAUCAGCAUCAUUUACAAUUUCAUAGAAUUACUGCAAAGACCUUUCUAAUUAAGAUGUUGGGAUGGGCUUCCCUGGUGGCGCAGUGGUUGAGAGUCUGCCUGCCAAUG
This is a messenger RNA of Globicephala melas (long-finned pilot whale), 2720 nucleotides long. RefSeq names its product protein kinase cAMP-dependent type II regulatory subunit alpha (gene PRKAR2A). Gene Ontology annotation, molecular function: protein kinase A catalytic subunit binding; cAMP binding; cAMP-dependent protein kinase inhibitor activity. Gene Ontology annotation, cellular component: cAMP-dependent protein kinase complex. Gene Ontology annotation, biological process: negative regulation of cAMP-dependent protein kinase activity. The record is from RefSeq and is a predicted model, not a curated record. NCBI's taxonomy places the organism in Eukaryota, Metazoa, Chordata, Mammalia, Artiodactyla, Delphinidae.